Suncus etruscus (white-toothed pygmy shrew) is the source of this 2970-nucleotide messenger RNA. RefSeq names its product telomere-associated protein RIF1-like. Gene Ontology annotation, cellular component: nucleus. Gene Ontology annotation, biological process: telomere maintenance. NCBI's taxonomy places the organism in Eukaryota, Metazoa, Chordata, Mammalia, Eulipotyphla, Soricidae. The record is from RefSeq and is a predicted model, not a curated record.
AUGACGACAGCGCCGACCCCUCGCAGCCCCCUCUCGCCGCUGCUGGAGACCCGGGGCGCGGCCUCCUGCGACGAGCGCACCGACGCCUACCUGACGCUCACCAGUCGUAUGACUGGAGAAGAUGGAAAAGAACUCAUUGCAGAAAUUGAGAAAAAACUCCCUCGACUCUACAAGGUUUAAGAGUCAAAUAUUAAGGAACUUCCUUCAAAUCUGAAUGAUGUUGUUAAGAGUUUAGACAAAAAUGUACGCACUCGGGCUCUCUGGGUGAUAUCUAAGCAGACAUUUCCCCCCGAAGUUGUUGGCCAAGUAGUACCUGAUAUAAUUGAUUCUUUAGAACUGAUACUUAAUAAAGGAGAGGUACAUUCUGCUGUUGUUGAUUAUGAAGCAUUAAAUGUCAUCAUCAGAUUAAUAGAACAAGCUCCAGUUCAAAUGGGAGAAGAAUCUAUCAGAUGGGCGAAACUGGUCAUACCUUUAGUUGUUCAUUCAGCACAAAGGGUACAUCUGCGGGGAGCAACUGCUUUAGAGAUGGGAAUGCCAUUGUUGCUUCAGAAGCAACAAGAAAUAGCAUCUAUCACGGAGCAGCUUAUGACUACUAAAUUACUUUCAGAACUCCAAACACUAUUCAUGACUAAAAAUGAGACUUAUGUAUUAAAAUGAUGGCCUUUAUUUGUUAGACUUCUUGGGAAGUCCUUGCAUCGAAGUGGAAGUUUUAUUAAUUCUUUAUUACAGCUGGAAGAGCUGGGAUUUCGAAGUGGAACACCUAUGAUUAAAAAAAUUGCUUUUAUUGCUUGGAAAAGUUUAAUAGAUAAUUUUGCUUUAAAUCCAGGUGCUUCCCCGUUUGGAUCCCCUGGAACUACCCAAAUUAACCUCAGUUCAAGUUUUGGUGGAAUGGCUACAAUUCCAUCCAUUCAACUUUUGGGUCUUGAAAUGUUGCUUCAUUUUUUGUUGGGUCCUGAAGUUUUAAACUUUGCUAAGAAGAACAAACUUGUACUGAGCUUAGAGCCCCUAGAACAUCCUUUAAUCAGCAGCAGCUCUUUUUUUUCUAAACAUGCAAGUACACUUAUCUCUGCUGUUAAUGAUAGCUUUGUUACAGUUGGAAAAGAUGCUUCUGAUGUAAUAAUCAAUGCAAUUUGGAAGGAACUAAUUAAUUUGGUUAAGUCCGUUAUUGAAUCAGGUAACAAGAGAGAGAGACCAGGUUCUGAAGUUUUGACCCUCUUAUUGAAAUCUUUGGAAAGCAUAGUGAAGUCAGAAGUAAUUCCUGUAUCUAAAACAUUGGUCCUCAUGGAAAUUACCAUUAAAGGACUUCCACAGAAAGUAUUAGGUUCACCAGCUUAUCAGGGAACUCCUGCUUUGUUCUUAAUUCAGUUGAUUUUCAACAAUCUUUUGGAAUAUUGUAUGACAGAUGAAAGGUUUUUCCUCAAUUUGGAAACACUUGUAAGCUGUGUCCUUUCUGGUCCAACUUCACCACUGUCUUUUACUGACUCUGUUAUAAGUGUUAUUAGUCAAAAUGCCAAGCAUUUGGAAAAUAAGGAGCAUCUCUGGAGAAUGUGGAGUAUUAUAGUGACCCCCUUAACGGAAUUGAUUAAUCAGGUCACUAUGAAAACCUUACUUAAAACUUGGUCAGAACUAUAACUAUAUAGAGCCUUUGCCCGCUGUGCUGCUUUGGUGGUAACAGCAGAAGAAAAUUUGUGUUGUGAAGAACUUUGUUCCAAGAUAAUGUCCAGUUUAGAAGAUAAAGACUUUUCGAACUUGUUAUUCUUGGAUAGGAUUACUCAUAUUAUGAAUGUAAUUGUAGAUUGCAUUGACUUCUCACCAUACAAUAUUAAAUAUCAACCUCAAAUUAAAUCACCACAGAGACCUUCAUCAGAUUGGUCAAAAAAGAAGAAGGAGCCCUUAGGGAAAUUGACCUCUUUAUUUAAACUUAUUGUGAGGAUGAUAUAUUCUUUCAACUCGUUGAGCCUCAAGGAAGUACAUUCUGAUACUCUGCUCACUAUUGGCAAUUCAAUCAUCAGCAUUCUUUCCAGUGUACUUGGACAUAUUUCUUUGCCUUCUAUGAUCCGAAAAGUAUUUGCAACCUUAGCAAAACCUCUGGUGUUAUUCUAUGACAACUCAAAGCUUGAUGAAGUUCCUAAAGUGUAUAGUUCAAUGAACAAUAAGUUAGAGAAGCUACUAGGAGAAAUUAUUACUUGUCUGCAUGUCAGCUACACUGGAACUUAUGAUAGUGAACUUCUUGAACAAAUCUCCCCAUUAUUAUGCAUAAUAUUUUCGCACAAGAAUAAACAGAUACGAAAACAGAGUGCCCAGUUUUGGAAUGCCACGUUUGCUAAAGAGACAUUGAUUUAUCCUGAAGAAUUAAAACCAAUAUUGAGACAAGUCAAACAGAAAAUUCUUCUUCUAUUGCCUGGUUUGGAAAAUAUUGAAGUUACGGAGGAAUCCAUUGAGCCAUAUUCAGAUGCAACAGAAAAUUCACAAUUGAAUAUGAAGAUAAGUGGCAUGGAAAGAAAAUCAAGUGGAAAAAGAGAUUCCUUUUUAGAAACUACCAAGGAAACAAAAGAAAAUGUGAAACCAUCACCCAAAUUGAAGCUAGAAUCUGCAUCUCCUAAAACAAAGAAUGAAAAGCCCUUGGAAGAAGAAAAGUCUACAGACUUUGUAUUUAUACCUCCUGAAGGAAAAGAACCCAAAGAAAGAAUAUUAACUGAGCACCAGAAAGAAGUACUCAAAACAAAGCGGUGUGAUAUUCCUACCAUGUAUAACAAUUUGGAUGCUUCACAAGACACUUUAUUUUCUCAGUAUUCUCAGGAAGAGUCUAUGGAAAAAGCUACUGUAACCGAAAAGCCAAAAAAAGGUUCCGAGACAUUUAAGGAGGAUCAUAUGGAGACUGACAUUCGUCAAGGUGUCAUGGAAAACUGUGGUUCGACGUGUCUCCUUUGCAGAUCCAAUAUACCAAGCAGGAUUGGCAGACGAUAUUGA